This is a messenger RNA of Suillus subalutaceus, 1353 nucleotides long. RefSeq lists its product as uncharacterized. The coding region runs from base 1 to 1353 and encodes 450 amino acids. The transcript has 3 exons. NCBI's taxonomy places the organism in Eukaryota, Fungi, Basidiomycota, Agaricomycetes, Boletales, Suillaceae. The record is from RefSeq and is a predicted model, not a curated record.
AUGGACCAAAUGCCAGGGCCUGUUACUCGUGGAAGGGGUGGCAAGUCUCGAGGUUUGCAAAGUACUAACACCUCAGAUCAGCCCAAGUUUCAGAUACAAUGGUUAUCUGCCUCCUUCCAUACCCAGAAGGUCAUCGACUACCUCCACAACCACUCAGCUGAUUGUCAGGUAUUAUUCCCCUCCAAAGUCAAACAAUUGCACCCUGAUGAUGACUGCCCCUCAGCCAAAGACAAGCUCUCAAUCUGUGCUAUUAUUGCCAAGCAUGUCUUUAAAGAUGACGGUGACUAUGCAGACCACUAUCUAAGUGCACUGGUUAAAUUCCGUGACUCUACCAACAAUCACAUCCAGGUGACAAAAACACCGCUCAGAAUUUACGUGUUUCAUCACGCCCAGGAAUGGACCACGCCCACCAAUUUUUUCUCAAUAUCUCAUUCAGCUGGAAGUUCAUACUCUAAUGGCCCGAAUUCUGGAAGCGCUCAGUAUGGCUAUGCCCCUGGCACUCUUCUUCCUUCUGGCGCUUAUCCUCCUGCUGGGGAUUAUUAUCCUCCUUCCAGCGCUCAUUCUCCUUCUGGUGCUCAUCAUCCUCCUGGGGAUUAUUCCCCUUCUGGCACUCACCCUCCUCCCAGGAAUUACUCCCCUUCUGGCACUCAUCCUCCUUCUGGCACUCGUCCUCCUCACUCCAAAGCUCCUCCUUACUUUACUCAAACUGGCAGUCAAUAUGGAUUCGGUCACGUCCCUCAGCCCUAUCAGAUGGGCUACCGUGAGGAGUACAUGCAGCGGCCUCAGUUUCAAUCGCACGGCAUGCCUUCCCCCUCUGACUCUCUUCUCGACAAGGAUGAAGACAUGCCAGAUUACUUUGGCCCCCUCAAUGAUGGCGAGGGGAUGGAUUUCUCAUUCGGUGACCUACCGCCACAUAAUUCCCCGAUGAUGCAUAAUUACCAGCAAGAAACUAAUGUUACCAUCCUGAAUAGUCCACCUAGGCCUACAAGAUUGAAACGGCCACCUCCUCCAUCAUCCCCCUCCCCCCCUAUCACCCCCUUGCCUCAAUCAGAGUUUGUUCUACCGCUGAAAUUACAAACUGCCCUCCAUGAUAGUCGCAGUUCCUUUGUGCUCACUGAUCUGAAGAGACAUCGAAGCACAGGGUCAGCCAAGCCUGUCUCUCACCGCUCUUCAGGGUCAUCAUGGUCUAGGCUGCCGUCGACAUCAUCAGCGCCUGCGUCAACAUCUCCGAUGUCUCAAAUUGCGUCCUCCAUGGGAGGACGCACGCAGACGAAAAAGGUGCGGUCCAAUAUCCAGAGCCAGGUUGAUCUGCUCAAGGACAAGAUCGAGAAUGCGCAGUCGGAUACGACUUAA